Molecule: messenger RNA, 1916 nt
Organism: Trichogramma pretiosum
Lineage: Eukaryota; Metazoa; Arthropoda; Insecta; Hymenoptera; Trichogrammatidae
Gene: Scsalpha1
Product: succinate--CoA ligase [ADP/GDP-forming] subunit alpha, mitochondrial
Exons: 7
Coding region: 403-1401 (332 amino acids)
Biological process (GO): tricarboxylic acid cycle
Cellular component (GO): succinate-CoA ligase complex (ADP-forming); mitochondrion
Molecular function (GO): succinate-CoA ligase (GDP-forming) activity; succinate-CoA ligase (ADP-forming) activity
Source: RefSeq, a predicted model, not a curated record
CUCUAUCAUAUCAGCGUUCGUCACGAGUCAACGAGUCUCGACGUGUCUGCAGUCUUACAGCACUCGAAAUUUAAUCGUAUCAGGCUGCGGGCAGUUUCAGCGUUCAGCAGCUUCAGCGCCAGCGGGCGUGAACAAAAACACCAGUGCUGACUGCUCACUGCUCUUCGAUUAGUAUUAUAUAUUAUUUCGACUCGUCGCCCAAUGGUGGCUGCAGUGUUGUGCCGUGAACUGCAAUUUCAGAGCAACAGUAGUAUAUAGUUUAGUGCACGAGUUAUACGAGGAAUCUUCAAUUGACAACGACGACGACGACAACGACGACGACUUUCCAUCGAUACAAAAACUUGCAUCUUCUUUUACUAUAUAUAGUCAUUUGUGUUGCUAGCCGGCUAGCACUUGAAAACGAUGGCUGUAGCUACUAGGGCUCUGUCCAAACUCACUUCAGUUGGGAGUCGUGGCAGUUUGCUGCGUUCGCAGAUAAGAUUCAAUUAUACAGAAACCAGAAAAAAUCUGAAAAUCAAUUCUGAAACUAAAGUUAUUUGCCAAGGAUUUACUGGUAAACAAGGAACUUUUCAUUGUCAGCAAGCUUUAGAUUAUGGCACUAAAAUAGUGGGUGGUGUCAAUCCAAAAAAACCUGGAACAGAGCAUCUAGGCAAACCUGUUUUUAAAAAUGUUCAAGAAGCAAAAGCAGCAACUGGAGCUACUGCCUCGGUUAUUUAUGUACCACCACCCGCUGCGGCUGCAGCAAUUAUGGAGGCUAUGGAUGCUGAAAUGCCAUUGAUUGUUUGUAUCACAGAAGGUGUACCUCAACAUGACAUGGUAAAAGUUAAGCGACGUUUAUUAGAACAAAACAAAUCUCGACUUAUUGGACCUAAUUGUCCAGGAAUUAUUGCUCCAGAACAAUGUAAAAUUGGUAUUAUGCCAGGACAUAUUCAUCAAAAAGGCAAAAUUGGCAUUGUUUCCAGAUCUGGAACUUUAACUUAUGAAGCUGUGAAUCAAACAACAUUGACUGGCUUGGGACAAACACUAUGUGUUGGUAUUGGAGGUGAUCCAUUCAAUGGUACUGAUUUUAUUGACUGCCUAGAAAUAUUUUUGCAAGAUCCUUGCUGUGAGGGUAUAAUCAUGAUUGGUGAGAUUGGAGGAAGUGCAGAAGAAAGUGCAGCUGAAUAUCUAACUCAACAUAAUACAGGAUCUAAUGCAAAACCAGUAGUAUCAUUUAUUGCUGGCAUCACAGCUCCUCCAGGUAGACGGAUGGGACAUGCUGGAGCUAUAAUUUCUGGAGGAAAAGGCGGAGCUCAGGACAAAAUUAAUGCUCUAGAAAAGGCUGGUGUUAUUGUUACAAGAAGUCCUGCUCAAAUGGGAAAUACACUUUUGAAAGAGAUGACUCGUCGUGGUCUUGUUUGAAUAAAGAUUUAUUGUUAACUCUCUGCUUUUUUCAAAAAGCCACAGUAAUUUAUCUCAGUGUCCAUGUAUACUCAUCAAAUUAUUCAGAAAAUAUUGUUAUCUGAGAAAUUGUCAUUUGAAAUAUUAAUUAUUAUUAUAACAAUAUUAAAUAAUGCAGGGAAGUGAAACUAUUGUAAGUAUUAUUGUAUCUUGUAAGAAGUCAUGGUUGUUACUUUAUAAAAUAUACAAUCAACUGGCUUCCACUGUUGAAGUUGAAAGCAAGCACUCCAUUUCAUUUUUACAAAUGUACAGUACUCAAUUUAAUGAAAUUGUUUAAAAGAAUAUAUGUUAUUCAUAGUUCAAUUAUGAAAUAAUUUACUGCGUUUGCACAUAAAGCUUCUUAUGAGACUUGACUGCAAAGUCUGUUUAAAAUAAUUUGAUGUUGAAUCUAAUAAGUCAGAAAAGCUAUCUGCAUAUAAUGUAUGCGAUUUUACUGUAAAUUAUGGCGAAUAAAAAGUUAUAUUUAUUGAACUGAA